GCCGCCGGCCCGCGCGGAGCGCGGUUGUGGUAGAAUCAUGAGUGAUGAGGAUGGUUACAACGACAUUGACAGUGGGGACGAUGGGGAUGACGACCUGGACCUGGAGAGUGGCUAUGGAGACGGUUCUUCGGGCUCCAAAAACCAGCUUCAGUUUGGCUCUCAGGCGGAGAAGCGAGCACACCACAACGCCUUGGAGAGGAAGCGACGGGACCAUAUAAAAGACAGCUUCUGCGGUCUAAGGGACACGGUGCCUUCUCUGCAGGGAGAAAAGUCGAGUCGGGCUCAGAUACUUAAGAAGGCUUCCGACUACAUUCAGUUUAUGCGCCGCAAGAAUUCUGCUCAUCUUCAGGACAUUGACGACCUGAGGCAGCAGAACAGCCAGCUCGAGGAGCAAAUCCGGGCGCUGGACCGUGCCCGCGAGGAGGGCACCCUCCCGGCCAGUCUGCAGCGUCCCUCCUACAUGACCGGCGCGUACGAGGCGGCCGACUCCGACUCCGAGGAGGAGGCGGCCGGUCCGGCGGCCGGCGCCGCCCGACCGCCCGCACCGCGCGCCAAACGCAUCCGCCGCUCGUAGCGAGGCGGCGCCGUGUGUGCGUGUGGUUAUGUGUUCUCUGCGCGCGUUCAGCUGUGAUGGCGGCCGCCGCCCUCUUCCGCUACGGAAUUCCACUCGCAAUACCCAUCGAGACGGCAAGACCAAUCCACUGUGAGACUCCCGGCGUGUGUAGUCAGGUUUGGUUUUAGUACAAAAAGACUCUGGAAUUUCAGACCAGUGUGCUCGCGCGCACGGAAUAGCCCGUCACGUGUUCCAGUCGCAGCCGCGUCAAGCUGAACGGUUGCGAGAGAGAAGUCCUGCGUGUCUCGCGCGCGUGCGCAUACCCUUUUACCGCUUGUUAGCACCCCUAGCCGCUUGCUCUCUGUCACGCACGCGCGCGCGCUCGGUGCACGUGCUGUCCUGUGUUGUACUGGUGGUCGUCCCGCGGUGUGGAGGUCGUCCGGACGAUGGCGGGACGAGAGAACGGAUCUCCCGUCCCCCAUCGCCCUCUCAAUAGACGGACGAGGGAAACGAAA
Messenger RNA from Amphibalanus amphitrite, 1068 nucleotides. Its product is annotated as protein max-like. Gene Ontology annotation, cellular component: RNA polymerase II transcription regulator complex. Bases 38 to 574 code for a protein of 178 amino acids. Gene Ontology annotation, biological process: positive regulation of transcription by RNA polymerase II. The record is from RefSeq and is a predicted model, not a curated record. Lineage: Eukaryota; Metazoa; Arthropoda; Thecostraca; Balanomorpha; Balanidae. Gene Ontology annotation, molecular function: DNA-binding transcription factor activity; protein dimerization activity. The transcript has 6 exons.